GCAAUACACAGGAAGAAGGAAGUGAGGUCUGAGGUGGUGGUCUGGAGUCGAGACACACUUAACGCAUUAAAAGUGUACUGAAAGAAAUAUAGGCAACACAACACAACACAUGAAUACAGCCAACCUGUUGAUGAAAAAGACAGAAAGGGAGUGACUGAGGAGUGAGAAUGGCAAAGAAUAAAGGUGAAGCACGGAAGUUUGACCCUACCUUCAAAGGACCCAUCCACAACAGGGGCUGCACAGAUGUGUUCUGCUGUAUUCUCUUCAUCUUGGCCAUACUGGGAUACUUUGCUGUGGGGAUCCUGGCCUGGUCUCAGGGGGACCCCAGGAAGGUUAUCUACCCGACUGACAGCAGAGGACAGUUCUGUGGCCAGGCCGGGACCCCCCUGGAGAAGAAACCUCUCCUGUUCUACUUCAACAUCCUGAAGUGUGCCAGUCCCCUGACCCUGCUGGAGUUCCAGUGCCCCACCACUCAGUUAUGUGUGGAAAGCUGUCCUACCAAACACAUGACGUUGCUGAAAGCCUACCUGAACAAAGGAGAGCAGGAGUACUACAAGCAGUUCUGCAAGGAAGGAGUGGACUUCUCCAAAAUGAGUGCUCCCGAGAUCCUGAGGGAUGGCCUGUGUCCUUCCAUGCUCAUGUCCAGCAAACCAUUCACUCGUCGGUGCCUUCCAGCUCUCAGUACCAUGAAAGGUGGUGUGGUUGUCGUUGGCAACGAGACUAUUUUUGACAACGGGGAGGGAGAGAAGGUGAACGCCACUGAUUUUCUGGACGCUUCAAAGAAGUCCAAUGUGGUUGUUGAGGCUCGCCAGGUAGCCAUGAGGAUCUUUGAGGACUACACUGUGUCCUGGUACUGGAUACUGAUUGGUCUGGUGAUAGCCAUGGUGGUCAGUCUCAUCUUCAUCGUCCUCCUGCGCUACCUGGCCGGGAUCAUGAUCUGGGUCAUGAUCGUCAUGGUGAUACUGGUCAUCGGAUAUGGGAUCUUCCAUUGUGCCAUGGAGUACCACAGCCUGAAGGGAGAGCCGGGUUCUGACGUCACUAUCCGUGAUCUGGGACUGCAGACAGACUUCUCUGUUUACCUGCAGAUCAGACAGACCUGGCUGGCUUUCAUGAUCAUCCUGUCCAUCGUGGAGGUGGUUGUCAUCCUGCUGCUCAUCUUCCUCAGGAAGAGAGUCCUCAUCGCCAUCGCCCUCAUCAAGGAGGCCAGCAGGGCUGUUGGCCAUGUGAUGUCAUCACUGUUCUACCCUCUGUUGACCUUUGCCCUGCUGGCCCUGGUCAUAGCCUACUGGGCCAUCACCGCUGUCUUCCUGUCCACCUCCAAUGAGCAGGUGUACAAAGUGUUCAACACCACUGAGUGUAAUUACUCCAGAGACACCUGCAAUCCCGAGACGUUCAACACCACCAACAUCACAGCCCGGUGUCCGGACGCCGAGUGCCUGUUUGCCUUCUACGGAGGCGAGACCUACUACCAUAAAUACCUCAUCCUGUUCCAGUUCUACAACGUGUUCCUCUUCUUCUGGUGUGCUAACUUUGUGACUGCGCUGGGUCAGGUGACCCUGGCUGGGGCCUUCGCAUCCUACUACUGGGCCUUCAAGAAGCCCGACGACAUCCCAGCCAACCCCAUCUGCUCCUCACUUGGUCGAGCCCUCAGAUACCAUACAGGCUCCCUUGCCUUCGGUUCCCUCAUCCUGUCUCUGGUUCAGGUCAUCAGGGUUCUGCUGGAGUACCUGGACCAGAAGCUGAAAGCUGCCCAGAAUCGCUUUGCCAAGUUCCUGCUCAGCUGCCUGAAGUGCUGCUUCUGGUGCCUGGAGAAAUUCAUCAAGUUCCUCAACAGAAACGCCUACAUCAUGGUGGCAAUAUAUGGUAAAAGCUUCUGUACCUCAGCCAGAGAUGCCUUCUUCCUCCUCAUGAGAAAUAUAAUCAGGGUGGCUGUCUUGGACAAGGUGACUGACUUCCUAUUGUUUUUGGGGAAGCUCCUCAUCGUUGGAAUUGUGGGAAUCUGUUCUUUCUUCUUCUUCUCUGGGAGGAUUAAGGCUGUGGAGCAGACUGCCCCCUCUCUCAACUACUACUGGGUUCCCAUUCUGACGGUGGUGGUGGGAUCCUACCUGAUUGCCCAUGGAUUCUUCAGUGUGUACGCUAUGUGUGUGGACACACUCUUCCUCUGCUUCUUGGAAGACCUGGAACGCAAUGACGGAACUGCAGAGAGACCCUACUUCAUGUCUCAGAACCUUCUCACCAUUCUGAAGAAGUCCAACGAGGAUCAGGCCAAGACUGUAGACUAGCUGUUGGUGUGUGCGUGCGUUACGUGUGAGGAGAACAGAGAAAGAUGCGGUCAAGCCGCCUUGCCUGCGCAGUGUGCUGUGUGUGUCGAAUGUGCCUUAAGAUCACAAUACUGUAUGGCUACAGAAGGAUGCCAUCGUCACAAACGGAGAGGUCUGAAUGAGUAGCCAACAUAUUCCGUUGUGUUUCCCACAGAAGGUGUCUAUGACAGAGCUUAUAAUAUUUGUUUUUUUAAAGAUGUAAAUCUGUUCUUGUUUUAUUAUCAUUUUUGUUGUUGCUUUUUGCUCUGCCUUUUGUUUGGCUAGGCCGUUUUACUUUGGCUAGGCCAUUUUACUUUGGCUAGGCUGUUUUACUUUGGCUAGGCCGUUUUACUUUGGCUAGGCCAUUUUACUUUGGCUAGGCUGUUUGACUUUGGCUAGGCCAUUUUACUUUGGCUAGGCUGUUUUACUUUGGCUAGGCCGUUUUACUUUGGCUAGGCCAUUUUACUUUGGCUAGGCCGUUUUACUUUGGCUAGGCCGUUUUACUUUGGCUAGGCCGUUUUACUUUGGCUAGGCUGUUUUACUUUGGCUAGGCUGUUUUACUUUGGCUAGGCCGUUUUACUUUGGCUAGGCCGUUUUACUUUGGCUAGGCCGUUUUACUUUGGCUAGGCCGUUUUACUUUGGCAAGGCCGUUUUACUUUGGCUAGGCCGUUUUACUUUGGCUAGGCCGUUUUACUUUGGCUAGGCCGUUUUACUUUGGCUAGUCCGUUUUACUUUGGCUAGUCUGUUUUACUUUGGCUAGGCCGUAUUACUUUGGCUAGGCCGUAUUACUUUGGCUAGGCCGUAUUACUUUGGCUAGGCCGUUUUACUUUGGCAAGGCCGUUUUACUUUGGCUAGGCCGUUUUACUUUGGCUAGGCCGUUUUACUUUGGCUAGGCCGUUUUACUUUGGCUAGGCCGUUUUACUUUGGCUAGGCCGUUUUACUUUGGCUAGUCCGUUUUACUUUGGCUAGUCUGUUUUACUUUGGCUAGGCCGUAUUACUUUGGCUAGGCCGUAUUACUUUGGCUAGGCCGUAUUACUUUGGCUAGGCCGUUUUACUUUGGCUAGGCCGUUUUAUUUUGGCUAGACCGUUUUACUUUCUGCAGUCCUCUUGAAACUCUCUUUGAACAUACAAAACUUUGUUACCUUUUUGGGGUUUUGUGGCUGACUCUGUAUAAUGUGUUCAAUUUGAACACAUGUUUUACAUGAGAAUUCUCCAAGUUUUUGUCAGUUUUCUCAAAUGUAUAAUGAAUUACAUAGAUUUUCUCACAUUUCAUUUACAAAAAUGUUUUGCUUUAAAUGCUAAAUAAUUUUUGCAUCAGGUUUGUUAAUAAUAUUAUUUUUCACUAUUGCUGCUGUUGAUCUUUGUAUAAUGGCUGCAUAUUGCAGUGUAGAUUUACUGUAACUUACCAAAGUAAAGAAAACAUGUUCUAAUGCAGUAUUAGUUUUGGGACUGAAGAUUUGUUAAGUAGUCCUUAGGCCAGUGAAAAAUGUAGUCCACUUUGGGGUGGUAAAGGUUUAAUAGUCUCAUCUUAUUCCCCCCAUUCCUAUGAACAAAUAGAUAUGAUGCCCACUCCAAAAGAGUAGCUUUCCAAGCUUGUCACACCUUUAUAUGUCUUGUUGUUUGGGAAUCUAUGCAAUAGAAUGUUUGCAGGCUGAUAAAUACAUUUUAAGGCAAGUUGGAAUGUUUACAUGCUCAUUGAAAAUGACUGUAUCAAACAACAAUAGAACAUUCCAUUGGGUGGAUCUCAUCGUAAAAACAUGGUAUUUGGUACAUUUUUGCCAUCUCUUCGAAAUUAUUGACCUAGACUGACUCAUCGUUGAAACAACACUGUUACAAAUGGCGGAACUAGAUAUUUCUAUACUUCCCAUUCUGUCUUGAUAUACCCCAAAAUGCAUACAUUUAUGACCUUUGACCCCUGAAAGAUUGGACCAUAGAGAUGUCAUUACCAUUCCAGUUUUUUCCUACCUUAAUAUGUUGUAUUAUGAAGUGAAUAACAAAGAAAAUUCCAUUUGUUUGAAAAGAUCCCUGAUAAUACAACAUUAUUUCAUACCAUCAAUCCUGUGGCACCAACUAACCACAUAGAGGUCAAAACAUAAAAUGCACACAUUUACCUACCUCAGAAUCAUGGGUAUCAUACCAACAUGUAACCUAAAUGAAAAUCCUCAUUAGACUUUGUCACCCCAAAGUAGACAAAUAUGUGAAAUUUGGCCUGCUGGCCCAUGGACUAUCUCCUUAACCUCAAAUGCAAGCUUUUGUAUAUUUCAUUUUCAAGAGAAGGAUUGUGUAAACGUGUGUUUUUGUAGCAGGAUGUGUUGUAAAUAAUAAAGUUUUUUUUUUACUGCUA
Messenger RNA from Oncorhynchus nerka (sockeye salmon), 4644 nucleotides. It is a transcript of the gene slc44a2, whose product is annotated as solute carrier family 44 member 2 (CTL2 blood group). Gene Ontology annotation, molecular function: transmembrane transporter activity. Gene Ontology annotation, biological process: transmembrane transport. The coding region runs from base 168 to 2282 and encodes 704 amino acids. NCBI's taxonomy places the organism in Eukaryota, Metazoa, Chordata, Actinopteri, Salmoniformes, Salmonidae. The transcript has 20 exons. The record is from RefSeq and is a predicted model, not a curated record.